GUGAGCCGAAGGCAGAUGCUUAACCGCUGUGCCACCCAGGCGCCCCUGGUUUUCCUCUUUCUUAGAAAUACCAGGGUUGCACGCCUGAAAGAACAGGGCCAGGUGGUGUUGCUCCCCUAUGUCCUGGAGCCUGAAAUCAAAUGUGGGCACAGAGAGUACUUCGACCAGAGGGCCCAGAUGUGCUGCAGCAUGUGUCCGCCGGGCUCCCAUGCACAGUCGUUCUGCACGAAGACCUCAGAUACCGUGUGUGCCCCCUGCGAGGACAGCACCUACACCCAGCUCUGGAACUGGGUUCCCGAGUGCUUGAGCUGCGGCUCCCGCUGCAGUUCUGACCAAGUGGAGACUCAAGGCUGCACUCGGGAGCAGAACCGGAUCUGCACCUGCAAACCGGGCUGGUACUGCACGCUGCAGAGGCAGGAAGGCUGCCGGCUGUGCGCGCCACUGCGCCAGUGCCGCCCGGGCUUCGGCGUGGCCAAACCAGGAAAUGCAACGUCAGAUGUGGUGUGCGCUCCCUGUGCCCCAGGGACGUUUUCCAAUACGACGUCAUCCACAGACCCUUGCAGGCCCCAUCAGACCUGUAGCUCCGUGGCCAUCCCUGGUAACGCCAGCGUGGAUGCAGUCUGCACCUCUGUGUCCCCCACCCUGGGAACGGCCCCACGCCCAGCCUCCACGUCCCAGCCAGGGUCCACGCAAUCGCAGCGUGGGGAGCCAACUCCAGGGCCCAGCACGGCUCCUAGCACCUCCGUUCUGUUCCCCACGGUUCCAAGCCCCCCCACUGAAGGGCUCAGCACAGGCAACAUCUCUCUUCCGAUUGGUCUGAUUGUAGGUGUGACAGCCUUGGGUCUGCUGAUAAUAGGGCUGGUUAACUGUGUCAUCAUGACCCAAAAAAAGAAGAAGCCCUUCUGCCUACAAGGAGAAGCCAAAGUGCCUCACCUGCCUGCUGAUAAGGCCCGAGGCGCCCCAGGCCCCGAGCAGCAGCACCUGCUGAUCACAGCCCCCAGCUCCAGCAGCAGCUCCCUGGAGAGCUCAGCCAGCGCCGCGGACAGGAGGGUGCCCGCCGGGACCCAGCCGCCAGCACCGGGUGCAGAGAAGGCCGGUGGGUCCGGGGAGGCCUGGGCCAGCUCCAGCAGCUCAGAGCCUUCGUCUGGUAGCCACGGGACCCAGGUCAACGUCACCUGUAUCGUGAAUGUGUGCAGUGGUUCCGACCAUGGCUCUCAGUGCGCCUCCCAAGCCAGCUACACGACAGGGGAUGUGGAUGCCAGCCCCUCCGGCUCCCCAGAUGACGACCAGGUCCCCUUCUCCAAGGAAGAAUGCCCUUUUCAGUCCCAGCCAGGGGCUGCAGAGACUCUCCUUGAGAACCCGGAGGACAAGCCCCUGCCCCUUGGUGUGCCUGACGCUGGGAUGAAGUCCAGUUAGCCAGACUGGCGUGAGUCGUGUCUCAGCCGAGGUGGGCUGUUCGCUGGUCCUUCUAGGCCCCCCACCCUGCAGGACUCUGGCCCUUUCUCAGCCAAAUUCCUUUCAUGGCCCCCACAGCCUCAACCUUCCUCUCAUCUGCUGGCAGAAGGACGAGGCAGGAAGAAUUGUGGAAAACCGCUCCCAUCACAGUGUGCGUCCUUCUCUGAAGGCUAGCUGGACACGGCCGUGCUGGCCAGUCUGGAGCCACCCCUGCUGCUCUGAGAGCCGCCCCCCAGCUGCUCCUGCAAGUUGGGCUUCUGGAGCCCUUAUUUUGGUUUUUUAUCCCUGGGCUCUACCCAGCAGCUCUGGCUUCCAGGGAGGCCCUGGCGUCCUGCCUUCCAGCGGGGCCUGCUGGGGUGGAGGGACGGGGCGUGAGUCAUCCACGGAGAAGGGGUGGUGGAGAAAGGGCAGUGUUUGAGCCUGAAGGCUGAGACUACAGGAUGCUCGCAGCGGGGGCAGGGCUGGGGGGAGGGGUGUCAUUGAUCAGAUGGUUCUGUGCAGGGGUGGGGGCGGCAAUGCCUGCAGGGGACAGGGGUCCCCCAUUAGCCCCUCCAGAUCCAUUCCUGCCAAAUUCACCUCUUGCACAAUGGUGGGAAAAUCAGACCCCCAGAGGGCCCAGCCAAACAACCUGCGUGAAUACUGUAGCUUGGGCAAGAUGGCAAACCUCUAGCCGAAAAUCUGUCAACUUAACAUGGGGCAAUUAAAAACAAAACAAAAAAAAAACAGCAGAAAACACCAUGCAGGCAAACAAGCCAACAAAAUGACAAAGCCAAGAGUUUGCUCUUCUCUGCUUUUCACCUUCACUCCAAUUUACCUAUAGCUCCGGCCCCUCCUCCCUCCGUGUCUGGGGUGGUGGAGCAAGGCCACACCUCUUGUCAGGGAAUUUCAGGAACUGGAGAUGCCUGAGGCCCACAGCCAUCUCCGUCCUCCUACCUCAGCCUGGCCCUCCCUCUGCCCCCCCCCCCAGGCGGUGCUCUUCCCCUCAACCCCCCUCACUGUUCCUGGAGUCUCAGGCCCCAGGGAAACCACGGGGCCUGCCGUGAUCUCAGGUGGAUGUGGGAUGCUGAGAGCCAGUCUUGUGUCCAUAUGUCUGUUGUGUGCCAUCGGUCUGUGUAGCUGUGUGGUUGCAUUGAAUGGCCUGCCUCAGGCAGCUGAAAUCUGUAAUUUUGUUAAAGGAUUCUUUUCCAUGAAAGAGUCAUUCCGCCUCCCCCAAACGCGUGCCCAGAGUCCUGCAGAGCAUGGACGCCUGUGGUCUUGACUGGAUUCUGGAAGGUAGAGGGGACUCCUGGAGAAGCCAGUUGGGUCCCAGGUUGGAUCCCUUGUGGAAAAAUCCCACUGGACUUGGACUUGGGAGCUGAACUUUCGGAGGGUAGGAGAGUCCAGCCUUUACCAUGAAGAGAAAGUAAACGCUUCCCAGAAAUCAGGAUUCCCUUGGAGUCAGGAUAUCCCACUGCCUGGACAGGCCGGGUCUCUGCCUGCCUUGGACGCCGGGUGGCGAUGGAGCGUGUCUGCCCCCUGGUGGACCACCUGGGGGGACCUCAGGCCUCAGGGCUCUUGCCAGGGCAGCUCUGGAUUGCAAGGAGGCCCUUUCUGGAUGCGGCCUCAGUUCCCAGGCUUGUGUUUGUACUGUAUAUACUAGACAACAUUACUGCUUCUAAAUAAACCUUUUGUUUGUUUUACA
Molecule: messenger RNA, 3136 nt
Organism: Ailuropoda melanoleuca (giant panda)
Lineage: Eukaryota; Metazoa; Chordata; Mammalia; Carnivora; Ursidae
Gene: TNFRSF1B
Product: TNF receptor superfamily member 1B
Exons: 10
Coding region: 16-1416 (466 amino acids)
Biological process (GO): positive regulation of oligodendrocyte differentiation; intrinsic apoptotic signaling pathway in response to DNA damage; regulation of T cell cytokine production
Cellular component (GO): membrane
Molecular function (GO): tumor necrosis factor receptor activity; tumor necrosis factor binding
Source: RefSeq, a predicted model, not a curated record